Messenger RNA from Aspergillus wentii DTO 134E9, 1818 nucleotides. Its product is annotated as ATP-binding cassette family ATPase ARB1. The record is from RefSeq and is a predicted model, not a curated record. Lineage: Eukaryota; Fungi; Ascomycota; Eurotiomycetes; Eurotiales; Aspergillaceae. The transcript has 2 exons. Gene Ontology annotation, molecular function: ATP binding; ATP hydrolysis activity. The coding region runs from base 1 to 1818 and encodes 605 amino acids.
AUGGUGUCCGCUUCCAAGGCUGCUCGUAUGGCCAAGCGUGCCGACGACAAGAAGUCCAAGGGCAGCAAGAAGGCCGAAGCCGAUGGCGAGGAUGUUCCCGCCACCGACGACACUAAGAUGAAGGAGGUCGAGAAGCUCACAGCUCAGAUGGACAAACACGGCCUCUCUGACCGUGUCACCACCGGUGUGCUUUCCUCCAUGGAGUCCUCCCGCGAUGUCAAGGUCACAUCCGCCUCGCUGGUGUUCCAUGGAAAGGUCCUGAUCACCGACUCGACCCUCGAACUUAACUACGGUCGUCGCUACGGUCUCUUGGGUGAGAACGGCUGUGGAAAGUCCACUCUGCUCAAGUCUAUCGCCUCGCGCGAGUUCCCCAUCCCCGAACACAUUGAUGUCUACCUCCUGAACGAGGGUGCCCCCCCUAGCGAGGACGGUGCCUUGACCUGGGUUGUUAAGGAGGCUGAGAAGCAGAUGGCCGAGAUGGAAGAGAAGGCCGAGAGAAUUCUGGAGGAGCACGGUGCCGAGAGUCCUAUCCUGAUGGACCUGUACGAUGCCAUUGACAAGAUGGAUCCCUCUACCUUCCACACCCGUGCCUCCCUGAUCUUGACUGGUCUGGGUUUCAACAAGCAGACCAUCGAAAAGAAGACCAAGGACAUGUCCGGUGGUUGGCGUAUGCGUGUGGCCUUGGGUAAGGCCCUGUUCAUCAAGCCCUCGCUGCUCCUGCUCGACGACCCUACUGCUCACUUGGAUCUUGAGGCCUGUGUGUGGUUGGAAGAAUACCUGAAGAAGUGGGACCGAACCCUGGUCCUCGUCUCCCACUCCAUGGACUUCUUGAACGGUGUCUGCACUACCAUGCUUGACAUGCGCAUGAAGCAGCUCUUGUACUACGGUGGUAACUACGACUCUUACCACAAGACCCGCUCCGAACAGGAGACCAACCAGAUGAAGGCCUACAACAAGCAGCAGGAGGAAAUUGUCCACAUCAAGAAGUUCAUUGCCUCCGCUGGUACAUACGCCAACUUGGUCAGACAAGCCAAGUCCCGCCAAAAGAUUCUGGACAAGAUGGAGGCCGAUGGUUUCAUCCAGCCUGUCAUCCCCGACCGUGUCUUCACCUUCCGCUUCGCCGAUGUCGAGAAGCUUCCUCCCCCCGUCUUGUCCUUUGAUGAUGUCUCUUUCUCCUACUCUGGCAGCUGGGACGACACUCUCUACGAGCACCUCGACUUCGGUGUCGACAUGGACUCCCGUACCGCCCUGGUCGGACCUAACGGUGUCGGAAAGUCUACUCUACUCCGUAUCAUGACUGGCAAGCUCAGCCCCAUCGGUGGACGUGUCUCCCGUCACACCCACUUGAAGUUGGGCAUGUACUCUCAGCACUCCGCCGAACAGCUCGACCUCACCAAGUGUGCCCUCGAGUUCGUCCGUGACAAGUUCCCCGAGAAGUCCCAGGACUACCAGUACUGGCGCCAGCAGCUCGGUCGCUACGGUCUCACUGGUGAGUCCCAGACCGCUCUGAUGGGUACCUUGUCCGAAGGUCAGAAGAGUCGUAUCGUCUUCGCCCUGCUCGCCAUCGAGUCCCCCAACAUGAUUCUGCUCGACGAGCCUACCAACGGUCUCGACAUCCCCACCAUUGACAGUUUGGCCGAUGCCAUCAACGCUUUCAGCGGUGGUGUUGUCGUCGUGUCUCACGAUUUCCGUCUCCUCGACAAGAUCGCCAAGGACAUCAUGGUCUGCGAGAACAAGACCAUCAACCGCUGGGAUGGUACCAUCGGACAGUACAAGAACCACCUCCGUAAGAAGAUGAUUGCUGCCGGUGCUGUCUAA